AUGGCAACUAUGUCAAGUGCGACAAAUUAAUUUUAACAUUUUAUCUAUUUUUGGAUUUUUUGGACCAUUAUGAAUCGAAUAAACAAUAUCAUGAUCUCCCAUAUGUAACAAUUUCUGACCUUUUUAAACUUUGUUCAGAUAAGCUUUACUCCAAGACAUUAAUCACGUGAGCGAUGCCCGAGCACUUGGAACUGCAACAUCUCGUAGAUCUCUCUGUUGGAAGUGGUGAUGAAUCAAUACCUAACCUGUUGGAGAACAAGAGGCCACUUAUCAAAAGAUGCCCCUACCUUGGGUUAUUACUAGCUACACUUUCGUCACUUUUCUUCUCAUUAUGCUCUGUUAUUGUUAAAAGUCUGGUAAACAUUGAUCCAAUGCAAUUAGCGAUGUUUCGAUUCAUAGGCGUUUUACUUCCUACUAUACCAAUAGUUAUAUACACAGAGCAGCCUGUAUUUCCUAGAGGAAAACGAAUCCUUCUUAUUUUACGCUCCAUUGUAGGGACAGUGGGGCUAAUGUUAAGUUUUUAUGCCUUUCGAAAUAUGCCACUGGCUGAUGCCUCAGUGAUUGUAUUUUCUGUGCCAGUUUUUGUAGCUUUGUUUGCCAGGGUAUUCCUGAAAGAGCCUUGUGGAAUUUGGAAUACAAUUUCAAUAGUAUUAACUUUAGUUGGUGUUGUGUUAAUCACCCACCCACCCUUUAUAUUUGGUGAAAGUGAAGCUUUAACUAAUCCUAACUAUAACAGUUUGAGGGGUGCCAUUGCUGCAUUUGUCUCAACAAUAUUUGGAGCCAAUGCUUAUGUUUUACUCAGAGUCCUCAAAGGUUUACAUUUUUCUGUGAUCAUGACAAAUUUUGGUGCUAUUGCCAUAAUGCAAACAUUAUUUUAUUCCUUUAUUUUUGGUGUUCUGUGUAUGCCUAACUGUGGGACUGAGAGAUUUUUAGUUGUAUGUUUAGCAAUAUUUAGUUAUUUAGGACAGAUUUUGCUAACAAUGUCUCUACAAAUGGAACAGGCAGGACCUGUAGCAAUUGCUCGUUCAGCUGACAUAGUCUUUGCUUUUCUAUGGCAAGUCAUGUUUUUUGAUGAAAUACCAAGUAAGUUUUCAGUAUGUGGAGCAGUAUUAGUACUUAGUUCUGUUUUACUUGUAGGUUUACGAAAAUGGGCAUUAGCUUUGCCAGAAGAUUCACAGUUAAGGAGGAAGUUAGGAAUGUUGGCACAGUAAAUAAUAUAAUAUCAUUAUUUCUAUUGUAUCAUAUUUUUGAAUAUGUACCUAAUGUUAUCUGUGAUCAUUGUUUCUACCUAAAAAGCACAUUGCAUUAUAUAUUUUGCAAAAAAAUAAUUAUCAAUGUUGGCUCCUGAAGAACCUGAUCCCUUUUAUCCAAUUUUACCUUUAGUUAGUAUUUACAGAGUGCAAUAAUAUGUUAAGUAACCUGCUGGCUGGUGUUAUAUGUUUCUCAAUAUUUAUUGUAGAAUACAGAAUGUAAAUAAGUUAAGAGUAUUUACAAUCUUACUUAGGAUAGCUAAACUUACAUGUUAUUAGAUGCUGUUUUGGCAUAUCUUGAAUAAUAUUUGUGCCCCGCUGUGAUUUCUGUAUGCUGCAUACACUACAAGUAGCUGUUCAAUUUGAUUUAACUAAAAUAUGCUACCAGAUAUAAAUAAGGAUUAAAUAAACCAUUACAUUAUUUGUUACAUUAUGGUUAAAUACAAUAAUUUCAGUGUACUAUUUUAAGUAUUGACUGAAGAAUGUUUAGUUGUGAAUUAAAAGCUACCUUUAAUAUAAAAAUAUAAAUGUUAAGCACUGUAUGUACAUACCUUCAAAGACUGUAAUAUAAAUCAGCUGUAUUUACUGUUAAUAACUA
Molecule: messenger RNA, 1848 nt
Organism: Pararge aegeria (speckled wood butterfly)
Lineage: Eukaryota; Metazoa; Arthropoda; Insecta; Lepidoptera; Nymphalidae
Product: solute carrier family 35 member G1
Exons: 2
Coding region: 174-1211 (345 amino acids)
Cellular component (GO): membrane
Source: RefSeq, a predicted model, not a curated record